AAAAAAAAAAACAAAACAAACACGCUUUCUUAAUCAGUCUGCGACCACCGCCAUCACCUCUUUCAAAUUCUCAACUUCUCAUCUCAUCCCCCCCUUCCUAGAUUUCUAUCUUCAACUCAUAUCACUCUCUUCCCCACCGGAGAAUCUCUCCGAUCUUUCACUCUUCAGUCUCCGUUAUAUUCUUCUGUUACCGGUCUCUGCAGUAUGGCGGAAAGUGGAAUUGAAAUAGAGAAAAUAGAGAUGUUGGAUCCAGAGUCAGAGUUCCUGGCGUCGAAUAGGGAGUCAGGGAACGAGUGGGAGCUGUUCAAGGAGAACGUGCGGCCACUGAAGAGAGGCCGCAAAGUUGAAAUCUUAAACGACGCUCUCAAAGCUCAAACUGACAACCAACUCAAGAAGUCCCUCUUUGAACAACGAAGGCGGUUGAUUCAAGCAAUUGACGAGUAUGAAGGAGAUGACCCUCUGCAGCCGUGGCUCGAGUGUAUCAAGUGGGUUCAGGAAGCAUUCCCCCCUGGUGGGGAUUUCUCGGGACUGGUUGUGAUAUAUGAGCAAUGUGUGCGUACAUUUUGGCAUUCAGACCGCUACAAGGAUGAUCUUCGUUAUCUCAAAGUCUGGUUGGAAUAUGCUGAAAAUUGUGCGGAUGCUGAAGUCAUAUUCAGUUUUCUAGAUGCAAAUGAAAUUGGAAAGACACAUUCUCAGUAUUACAUAUCUUAUGCUUUGUUGAUGGAAUCCAAGAACAAAGUGAAAGCUGCCAAUGAAAUAUUAAAUCUUGGGAUAUCAAGGAAUGCUCAGCCCACAGAAAAAUUGAAUGAUGCAUUUAGGAAAUUUCUUGCACGCUCAAUGAGAAGACCACCAAAAGCUCCAGAGGAGGAUUCAGCUGAGAAACGCUUACCCACCCGAAGCUUUGGAACUGUCCUUGCCAAGGGAGAGAAUCGUCUGCAGACAAGUGAGAGCUCUGGUUUGUUGAAAAAGAACGUGAAGCUAGAUAGGGGUCGUGUUCCACUUAGCAUUUAUAAAGAAGACUCAGAUUCCCUUGACCAAUCAGAAGUGUCAAAGAAAGACGUGAAUUCUUGGCACACCCUUGGACCUAGAGCAGAGAGAAAUAAAGAAAAUAGUGCAAUCCCUUCCAAGUGGACAUCAUAUAAGGUUCGUCAAAGACCUGUGCCUAGAAUUGGAGGAGCAGCUGCUACUAGUGCCUGCAUUGAGAUUUUUGUUGAUGAAGAAUGUGAAGAAACACAUAGAAUGAAUGCCGAGGGUGCCAAAUCUUCAACCUUGCAGCCUAGACAGGGUGAAGAGCAAGAGCUCAAGAAGGAAACAGAGUUGUUGAGACAGCAACCAUUACGCAAUUUCCCUCUAAAUAGUCUUCCCAGAUGAUGAUAAUUGCAGAAGUUCUAUGCUUGUCGCUGUGGAUCAACUCUAUAUCUCUAAAGUCUGAUCCAGGUUUAUCAAAUGUUCAUGUUGGAUUUGUUUAGUUUCACAUGAAUUUCUCAAGGUUGAGAAAUUCUUGGCAAACACCCAUUGGAUAAGAAAAUGAUGCAACUGAAUUAUAUUGCUGGUGUGGUUAAUGGACUUCGGUUUUUCUGA
Molecule: messenger RNA, 1581 nt
Organism: Rosa chinensis
Lineage: Eukaryota; Viridiplantae; Streptophyta; Magnoliopsida; Rosales; Rosaceae
Product: mitotic spindle checkpoint protein BUBR1
Exons: 12
Coding region: 205-1371 (388 amino acids)
Biological process (GO): meiotic sister chromatid cohesion, centromeric; mitotic spindle assembly checkpoint signaling
Molecular function (GO): protein kinase activity
Source: RefSeq, a predicted model, not a curated record